This is a messenger RNA of Dichomitus squalens LYAD-421 SS1, 786 nucleotides long. Its product is annotated as NAD(P)-binding protein. The transcript is spliced from 4 exons. NCBI's taxonomy places the organism in Eukaryota, Fungi, Basidiomycota, Agaricomycetes, Polyporales, Polyporaceae. The record is from RefSeq and is a predicted model, not a curated record. The coding region runs from base 1 to 786 and encodes 261 amino acids.
AUGUCUCCCAGCGAACAAUACACCUGGUUCAUCACAGGGACAAGCCGUGGUAUCGGCUUGGAGCUCACUAAGCAACUGCUCCAAUCUCCGCAUAAUGUCGUUGUCGCUGCCUGCAGGAAUCCUGGCAAGGCAGAUAGCCUUCAGAGUCUGACGACUUCGGCAGGCGGGAGACUAUACAUCGUCCGGCUCGACGUAACAGAUACCCAAACAAUCAAGGAUGCCGCCCAGGAGACCGCCAAGAUUGUCGGAGAGAAGGGGAUCGACUACUUGAUUAAUAAUGCCGGAAUCGUACGUCCUAGUCACUUCCAGGUCUUUGCAUCUGCGUCCCUAACGACUCGUCGGCGGCUGCUCCUCACCCAGGGGAUUGGAGAUACCGCGUUCACGAUGGACAUAGACGACCUCACGAAAACCUUGCAGACCAACCUGGUUGGUCCUGCCUACACUUCCCAGGCAUUUAUUUCCCUGGUGGAGAAGAGCAAGAAGAAGACCAUCGUCAAUAUCUCAAGCACAUUGGGUAGCAUUGGAAGAGAUUUCGGACCUCAGUAUGCGUCUUAUGCGGUCACCAAGGCGAGCCUCAACAUGCUGACGUACAAGCAAGCGAAGGAGCGGCCUGAUCUCACCGUGCUUUCAAUAUGUCCAGGUCAUCUCCAGACUGAUAUGGGUGGUGAGAACGCGGCGUUGCCCGUCUCCGUCGGGGUCGCUGGAGUUCUCAAAGUUGUCACUUCCCUGACGCCGAAGGACAGCGGGUCGUUCAUGAAUUUCAGGGGUGAGCGGGUACCGUGGUAG